Messenger RNA from Lichtheimia ornata, 909 nucleotides. RefSeq lists its product as uncharacterized. The record is from RefSeq and is a predicted model, not a curated record. Bases 1 to 909 code for a protein of 302 amino acids. Gene Ontology annotation, molecular function: methyltransferase activity. Lineage: Eukaryota; Fungi; Mucoromycota; Mucoromycetes; Mucorales; Lichtheimiaceae. The transcript has 6 exons.
AUGUCUUCUGAUACCUCGCUUACCCCAACCUCUUCUACUUCAAUGCAAGGAUUGGCUACGCUAAAAUAUCGACGAUACCAUAACCGUGACGACGUCGCUUAUCUUUUGCCUGAUGAUAACGAAGAGGAUGAUAGAUUGCAUCAGCAGCAUUGGAUUAUGAAGCUAGCUUGGGGUAACAACUUUGACUCGCCGGUCCAUGAUGCUCUCGAACAAGGUAUUGUGGUCUUGGAUUCCGGUUGUGGACCAGGCACCUUUACAUGCGAAUUGGGCAAGGAAUACCCCAAGUCCAAAUUCCAUGGCACCGAUAUUUCCUCCCGUUUUCCUGAAGCAAUCAAACCACCUAAUUGCGAAUACCAUGUUCACAACAUUAUCCAUGAUCCAAUCUUCCCUGAUAAUCAUUUUGGGUUCAUUCAUCAGCGAUUGCUUGUGCUUGGUUUAUUGUCAUCCGAUUGGGAAAAGGUUGUGGCAACAUUCAUGCGACAAUUGAAGCCCGGUGGUUGGGUUGAGUUGAGUGAGGCUGUGCUGUCAACAUGCGAAAAUGGAGGUCCUCGUAUCAAGCUUUUGUUGCAUGCCAUAUCCGAAUACGGUGGGAAAAAGAAGGGACUUGAUCCUGACGUAGCCUUGAGACUUGAUUCGCUUUUGAAGGAUGCAGGCGCUGUCAACAUUGCCACACGUAGGAUCCUUGCUCCGCUCAACCAUGGUGGACAACUUGGAUCACUUUUCUGGGACGACUUUAAAGUUGGAUUUGAUGCACUGAAGCCUGUCAUUAUCAAAAUACGACCUGAUCUCGAUGGUCCUGGCUUGUAUGAAAAGUUCUUGGAAGAGUGUGCUGAAGAAUGCAAAGAAAACAAGACCAGCAUGUACUUGGUGAGGUGCUACGGCCAAAAACCAUCCUCAGCGAGUGAUUAA